Messenger RNA from Synchytrium microbalum, 2166 nucleotides. RefSeq lists its product as uncharacterized. Gene Ontology annotation, cellular component: membrane. Gene Ontology annotation, molecular function: ATP binding; ATP hydrolysis activity; ABC-type transporter activity. Bases 1 to 2166 code for a protein of 721 amino acids. The transcript has 14 exons. The record is from RefSeq and is a predicted model, not a curated record. Lineage: Eukaryota; Fungi; Chytridiomycota; Chytridiomycetes; Synchytriales; Synchytriaceae.
AUGGCCGAAGCUGAACUCUUAUCAGCUGAACAUGCAGGAUACACGAUUACGUGGCGAAACAUCGCCUUGGACAUUGAUGUCGGUGGCAUAUUCUCCCAAAAGAGAACCAUCAGAACACUCAAAGGAUCAACUGGUUAUAUGAAGCCCGGAGAGUCUUUGGCAGUAAUUGGACCAUCCGGUGCCGGAAAGACCACAUUGAUGGAUAUUCUUGCCAGUCAAAAGACAUUGGGCCGCAUUUCUGGUGAACUCCUUGUAAACGGAGCAGCUCCGGAUGUGUUCUUCAAGAAACGUGCAGGUUACAUCUUUGUGAACAUGGCUCACAUUCCAACCAUGACUGUCAGAGAAACGCUUAUGUUUGCUGCUGAAUGUCGAAUGCCACGUGGCUCUACUCACGCUGAAAUUGUUGCCCGUGUCGACGAGGUUUUGGAAUCGCUGAAAAUGACUGGUGCUCAACAUACACCAGUCGGUGAUGAAUUGAUUCGUGGUGUCUCCUCCGGUGAAAAGAAGCGUACUGAAGUCGGUAUUGAAAUGGUUGCCAAGCCAAAAGUCCUCUUCUUUGACGAGCCAACAUCUGGUCUUGAUGACUUUGGUGCUCGUUUCACAAUGGAACUUGUACUGAGUUACGUUAAAUCUGAGAACGUCUCUGUCGCAGUAGUCAUUCACCAACCUGCCGAUGCCGUCUUCAAGCUCUUUGACAAUGUAAUUCUCAUUGGUGGCGGAGGUCGAAUCUGUUACUUUGGUCCAACCACACACUGUGAUCAAUACUUUACUGAAUUCGGCUUCCCAUGUCCCCCUCUCAUGAACCCCAUCGAACACUAUGUCGACAUAAUCGCAGCUGAUACCGUUGGUGCAUCCGAAUACUAUGAAAAAUCUGCUUUAUAUGCUGCAAACGAUGUUGAAGAACGCCGAUUAGCUCAAGCAUCCUACAGCGCAGUCUCUCACUCAACCCAUAUUGUCGAACGAUCUACAUGGGACCAGUUUAAAUUAUUGACCACACGUGUAUUGCUGAGAUAUCAAAGAAAUCCUUCAACUUCAUGGGGUCGUUUUGGGCUUUUCAUGUGCUUUGCCCUCUUCUUUGGUGGCAUUUUCUACCAAAUACCUCACACUUCCUUUUACCUAACUGCCAUCACUAACGGUGUGGGUACCUUUGGUUUCCUAUCCAACUUUGUCGCCAUCGCUUCCGUGCCACAAUUUAUGGAGGAUCGUGAACUGUACAUUCAAGAGUUCAGCGCCGCUUUCUACACUCUACUUCCAUACUACCUGACAUACUUUGUCGUUGAGGGUGUGCUUACUACUAUCAUCAGCACCAUUUUGUUCGUCAUUGUCUACUUUAUGCAAGGAAUGCCUUCGGAGAAGUUUGGUAUCGUAUACGGCAUGAUGUUCCUCGGAAUGUGGCUCUCAACAGCUGUCGCUCAAGGAAUGUCUGCUUGGUGCAAGACCUUAAUUCAAGCAUAUACUGUAUUGUGGGCUUCCAAUCUGAUCUUCUUUGCCUUCUCUGGUGCUGUUGCUCCUUUGGCUGCCCUAAGUAACGGGCUUAAAUGGCUUACAGAUGUCAACUACUGGAGAUGGAGCUUCCAAUAUGUACUCUAUAAUAUUGAGUUCGAUUUGCCCGUCGAAUGUGUGGAUGCAUUCCCAUUCGGCUCCAUCAUACCCAUCUAUGCCGGUCUGUACGAAGGUGGUGACGCUAGUGGUUUAGUCUCCAACGCUUCCAACACUGCUGCAGUUACGGCAGUUAGCGGGUACCUCACCGAGAUUGCUGGCAUACAGCAAUUGUUAGCAACCAACCCUCCUGCUGACGUUGCUACCGAAUUGAAUGGCGCAAUUACCGCUUUGCAAACACAGCUAUCCACAACCGCACUUGGUGGUGCUGCCAUUCUCACAAAUGCCACGCUCAUGGCCAACCUACAAACCAGCAACACGAACUUCGGUUCCACCAGUGCCGUGGUUGCCGCUGCUACAUCGAAUGCCACAAAGGCAUACUUCCCACCUAUUGAAGACAUUUGUGUUUACAACACUCAAACUUUCUUGGGUGCCUUCAAGAGUAUAGAGAAGGACUGCAUAGCUUGUGGUAACAUCGCGUAUGUCGCUAACUCGGCACUUUUGGUCUUUUUCGUCUUUUUCUCGUACUUUGGUCUCUGGUUCUCUAGACGAUACAGAAAACGAUAA